Cercospora beticola is the source of this 2198-nucleotide messenger RNA. RefSeq lists its product as uncharacterized. The record is from RefSeq and is a predicted model, not a curated record. NCBI's taxonomy places the organism in Eukaryota, Fungi, Ascomycota, Dothideomycetes, Mycosphaerellales, Mycosphaerellaceae.
CGGUGCGAAGCGAGAGCUAAAACUUGGCACGAGGCGUGCUCACGCUUGGUGGUGACUGAAGAAUGAUGGAGUAGUGUGACUGCCUACCACAUCGGGACGGUCAGACGAGUGACGUCGUGGCGGCAGCGAUGGCUGUAGGAAAUCAAGGUAUGGCGCUGCGUCGAAAGCCGGGUUUGUUGGGUGCGAUGAUGGGGGGAAUGAACACGCAAUGAUAUCAGAAGCGCGCUAGAGCAGCCGUCAGGGUCGCAGCAGUGGGAAAAGUCACAGCGCACACAAACAGAAAGCCAUCUUUUGCUGUCUUGUCUUGACGCUUCUCACCGCCCGCCCGUACACACACGCACGACUCGAUACCGACACUUGCAAUUUGGGAAACUUGUUGAAACGAGCCCGGAGAAGAGUAAACAGCAGCCGUUUGUCGGAUCUGACGAAAUCCAUCACCGCGAUUCCGUAUCAGCAGCCGGCCAUGGCAGAGACAAGCGCCCAACCGCAAUAUCCCAGUCUCAACCCCUACGCCGACUCCAACGGUGCAAAUACCUCCGCCGCCUCCAACGAUCAGGGCAAGAGCUUCUUGGACAACGCACAGCACACCGCACAAGCCACCAUGAGCGACAUCAAGAACUCGCAGACCGUGCAGGACCUCGCCAACGGGCCCGUUGCCCAAAAGGCUGCCAACGAGGCCGCCGCAACGAAGAAUGAGUUCGGAAACCUCGCUGCCUCCCGCCAAACACCUUCCACGCAGACGGCCACCGGCCAGAACCUCACACACUACCACUCCUUCUUCUACAACCUCCUGUCGUGGGAGAACCCUCGUGCCACUGCCAUCAGCUAUGCCACCAUCGUUCUCUCCAUCCUCGCCUUCCGCUACGUUCCUGUCGCCAAAUACGCCUUCAAGGCCCUCUACAUCGUGCUGGGCAUCACCGCUGCAGCUGAGAUCACUGGAAAGCUGGUGCUCAACCAGGGUGUGGCUACCAAGCUGCGACCCAAGAAAUACUACACCAUCCCACAGGAGACACUCGACAGCGUCAUAGUAGAUGCUGUCGAGCUUUGCAACUUCUUUGUGAUCGAGUUCCAGCGCAUUGUCUUUGCAGAGAAUGUCUACGCUACGGUUGCUGCAUUCUCCAGCUCAUUCCUGUCCUACUACCUUAUCAAGGUCAUGCCAACCUGGGGACUACUCCUCUUCUUCACCACCCUCGUCUACUUUGCACCACUCGUCUACGUUACCAACAAGGAACUCAUCGACGAGCAGCUCGGCAACGCUCAGAAGAUCGUCUCCGAGCAGACGGAGCAGGUCCGCUCAUUGGCGGCUGAGAAUGCCAACAAGGCAUGGCAAGCAACCCAGAGCGCAACCAAGGAGUACACCGCAAAGGCACAAGAAGCCAUUGGACAAGCUAGCGCGAAGACACAAGAGACUGUCAGCCAAGCCAGCGCAAAGACCCAGGAGACUAUCAGCCAAACCAAGCAGGCUGCAGUCGAGAAGGGCUACGUCAGCCAGGAGACAGCGGACAAGGUCACACCAGCUCAGUCAACUACUGAGAAGGUGACACCGGAGAGUGGCGUCAGCAGCGCUGACUUUCCUCCGGCACCAAAGGAGGAGCCGGCAGUAACUGAGGUGGUGGACCCCACCGCUGAGCUCAAGACGGAGUCGCACAGCGAGCCAAAGACUGAGCCUCUUGUUGCCUUGUGAAUAACCUAACGAUGCCUCGGAAUCUCUACCUACGAACCUACUUAUGAGGACGAUUGCAAUUGAGCAACGUGGAAGAGCUUGUCUCACGGGCGGCCUGGCGUCUGCAGAAUGACAUUAUUGUGCACUUGCAGUCACACUGGCACAGCGUUGAAACGGAGUGAAGGAUGAAGGAUGUGUCCCGCUCGGACACUGUGAGGGAGCGGGAGUGACGAUAAUCGAGCGUGUACGCUCAUCAUGUGCCUAUUGUAGAAGGAGUCGAGACAUCAGGUCAUGCAAAAUUUGUAAAAGCGAGCCAGUUUACCAUUUGCUGUUCACUUAUUCUCCACGUCUUCGCCAGAUCUUUGUACACAAGAAGGUCGACCGUUCUAAGGCGGCGAGAUAAGCAGUCCACUCCCGAUCAAGUGCUGACGAAGAUUGGCUGAAACCUGCUAGGAUCAGCUCUUGAAUGGCACCAGAGCUCUCUCCAGCUUGUGUGCAGGGAAGGUGAGAGCUGUGUGGAGCUGGAGCUUCUGCC